Colletotrichum phormii is the source of this 692-nucleotide messenger RNA. RefSeq lists its product as uncharacterized. The coding region runs from base 99 to 581 and encodes 160 amino acids. The transcript has a single exon. The record is from RefSeq and is a predicted model, not a curated record. Lineage: Eukaryota; Fungi; Ascomycota; Sordariomycetes; Glomerellales; Glomerellaceae.
UAGACCAUUUUGGACGCGGGGCGGAUCCGCCCCCAGAGUUCCGUUCCGUUGUCAGCCCAGUGUCAUGCGCAAGCGUCUCCUCGCGAGUCGUUAAUUCCAUGCUCAUGCCGCUUCGCUCCAACCAACCGACCAACCACUCCUUUCCGCCACCACCCAUUUCGUCUUUCCCCAGGUUUCAUUUUCCCAGGUUUCAUUUUCCCAUCUCCUCUCGGUUCAGGGCAGAUUUCGGGAACAAAGAAACAACGGAUACACAAGCUGCGAGUCUGAUGUUCGGCAAAAGUAGGAACAGCCCACUUGGACCUGGGGAAAAGGAGGGAGCGUGCUGCCUGUUGGGGGGCGCCUGGGGUUCGAACUGGGGCGCAGGCCACAGGAAACUGGGGGAGAAAUCCGGGGCAAGGCCCCUGGUGCCGUUACACUGGUUCCGGGUCCUCCAUUUUCGCCAUAUAUCCCUAUCGCAUUGGGUCAUCUCAGUCGACGAUCACUGCCUCGUCACUGGUGGCCCCAAUGAUCCGCCGCCUGGGACGAAAUGCUGCUUGGCCCACGCCUGCCACGCAAACUGGACCAAUUCUUCACCUCUGUAGGGAGUAGCGGUCUUUGAGGCCUAUCGAGUCUGAGCGCUUAGUUGUGAUAGUCGUCAAUAUUGGCCCCGACCUUGCGGUGAGCAGCCAAUAAACAUAGGCGAGCCAUGACUA